UCUGGGUCGCGCUACAAACGAACCCUCAUUUCUUCAGUCUGCGCUCCUCUGCGCCCUUACAUGGCCCCCACAAUCCGUUCUAACCUGGUCGCUAAGCGCAUAUAGCCCUGGCCCUUUGCUUUUUAGUGCGCGUUUCAUCGGGAGGGCUGUUGCACGGCGCACACGGCAUGCGUGCAGAGCUCGUGUGCUCUCAAACACGCAAUCCCCAUGUCUGGGUAUGGGUUGAACAGCCCUUUGAUGACCUGAUCAUUUCCAGUCGAGAGGUUAUUGUCCGAAUGCUUCCAACCUUCCCGGUCCAUCUGCACCUCGAACAGUCUGGCCAAGCUGUCAACCGUGCAUGAAUAUGGGGAUCCCAGCAUGCAUCUUUUGGACCCUGGCGAUGAUCAACGGCUUUGGGAAGGCAAUGCGAUGGCUGCACCGUGCAGUCUUCCAACACUUGACGAACCGCGUCCAUGUCACUGCUUCCGACCAACACACCACGCCAUGCCCAAUGACGCACUCGCUUGUCUCUGUUUCCAAGACACCGAACACCGAAACUCCAGAGCAAGAACAGAGGCCCCGUCGAUACUGCUAAUACCCACUAGAACCCACAUUUCCUAGGCUGACACAUGCCUUUCAAAUCGCAGUGCACCUAUUGCCAUCGGGUAUAAUGAUAGCGAG
This is a messenger RNA of Alternaria alternata, 660 nucleotides long. RefSeq lists its product as hypothetical. Lineage: Eukaryota; Fungi; Ascomycota; Dothideomycetes; Pleosporales; Pleosporaceae. The transcript has a single exon. The coding region runs from base 344 to 574 and encodes 76 amino acids. The record is from RefSeq and is a predicted model, not a curated record.